Anguilla anguilla (European eel) is the source of this 886-nucleotide messenger RNA. Its product is annotated as transmembrane 4 L6 family member 1-like. The coding region runs from base 21 to 611 and encodes 196 amino acids. NCBI's taxonomy places the organism in Eukaryota, Metazoa, Chordata, Actinopteri, Anguilliformes, Anguillidae. The record is from RefSeq and is a predicted model, not a curated record. The transcript is spliced from 4 exons. Gene Ontology annotation, cellular component: membrane.
CGAAGCAACACCAGCCAGACAUGUGCUCCAGCAGCUGUGCCAAGUGCCUUGGGGCCACCCUCGUCCCUCUGGCUCUCUGCUCCAUCGUGGCCAACAUUUUGCUUUAUUUCCCCAACGGCGAGACCAAAUAUGCUCAGGAAGACAGCCUCACUUUGUAUGUGUGGUUUUUCACUGGGAUAGCUGGAGGGGGAAUAGUCAUGUUCCUGCCAGCAACUGUAUUCAUGACAGUUGGGGACUGUGACAAAGAUGGCUGUGGGAGGAGCUGUGUGAUGUUUGGCUCAGUCCUGGCUGCUCUGAUUGGUGUAGCUGGUUCUGGGUACUGCUUCAUUGUCUCUGCACUGGCCUUGGCUAAAGGACCCUACUGCCUCACACUACUGGGCUGGAUGUACCCUUUCCAAGAUGGAAAUGGAAGGUACCUGACAGACCCCGACUCCUGGUCCACCUGCCUGUCACCAGCCCAUGUGGUGGAGUGGAACGUCACCCUCUUCUCCAUCCUGCUGAUCCUCAGUGGCCUGGAGGUCAUCAUCUGCGUCAUCCAGGCCAUCAACGGGCUUCUGAGCUGCUUGUGUGGGUCGUGCUGCAGCAUGGAGAAUUACAGCUUGAACGCCUGAGAGCCUCACCUGAUGCACAACCUCUUCCGCAAUGCGCUCCUCCUCAGCUCUGCGCAAUCUACAUCAACUCUGUAAGGGGUGGAGCUACAGUGAGCAAUUAAAAACUGACCUGUCUGUACCAGUCACAAAGGUUGGCUGUCCACAGCAAAAUUGCAUGUUUAAGUCAGGGAGUCAUUAGUAUAUGAUGGCUCCAGCCAUUUGAGUAUUCAUGUAGCCUCACUCUCCCAUGAUUCCUGAGGUUUUCAGAGAAGGCUGCAUAUAAAGCAUUUCAUAUU